GGUUGGUAAGCUUGGGUCACCCCCACAUACAUGUUAUAUGUCUGUGGCCACCUUAUAUCUUAACGUAUACAUUUAGAGACUGACUCAGGAAUACACACAAAUGACGGGCAGCAGCGUACUGUGAUGCAAGUCGUCGUAAACAUUGAUCAUAAUAACUGUAUGAAGACCCAUCAUUUGGAGCCGAAGUAAGCUGGUAAUUGUGCACAUAAACAGUAUGAUACGGAGUAGGUAUUCAACAUGCAGGUGUACCCGAGUCCGGGGGCGGCGCGCGGCGUGUGGGCGCUGCCGCAGCCGCCCCCUUGUACAAUGGCUGCUGAGGAGCCACUGCCACCGUGUUCCCCGAUGUCCCCUGAUGCCUCGGCCGCGCCGCCUCGCACGAUUGCUAGUUUGAACCCGCAUUCGGAUCAUUCCGAUUACUACCAACUUAUUUUUGAAGCUGUUCGGUCAGGUGAGGUAUCAGAAAUUGAGCGUCUGGUGGAGAAAUUGGGCGUCGAGGUGUUGAGUGCUCGCGAUCAGCAUGGAUACACUCCUGCACAUUGGGCGGCGCUCGAUGGCAGCGUGGCGGUUAUGCGGUAUUUGGUUGAACGGGGAGCUCCUAACGAUCUAUCCUGUUUGGGUACCCAGGGGCCGAGACCCAUUCACUGGGCUUGUCGCAAGGGCCAUGCAUCAGUUGUUCAAGUUCUUCUGCAAUCUGGAGUCGCUGUUAACGCGGCUGAUUUCAAAGGGUUGACGCCACUAAUGACUGCGUGCAUGUACGGGAAAACCGCAACUGCGGCAUAUCUUUUAGGCAUGGGAGCUGCUACCAGGCUCUCAGAUAUAAACGGAGAUACCGCUCUUCAUUGGGCAGCAUACAAGGGCCAUGCAGAUCUAGUUCGAUUGCUGAUUUAUUCGGGAGUGCCUUUGCAUUGCACUGAUAAUUUUGGAUCGACGCCCCUUCACCUCGCCUGUUUAUCAGGCAAUCUCACUUGUGUCAGAUUGCUAUGUGAAAAGGUAAAGGCCGAGUUAGAGCCUCGUGAUAAAAACGGUAAAACACCGCUAAUGCUGGCACAAAGUCAUCGACAUGCGGAGGUGGUCAAACUGUUACAAAAAGAAAUGAAGCGGAAAUCACAUUGGAUGCCGCCUUUAUCCGAACUAUGGGCUCUCCUUUUCGGAGGAGCAGGGGAGUCCAAAGGUCCUUUGCUUUUCUUCCUCUUUUCAGUGCUUUUAUGGGGAUAUCCCAUGUAUGUGAUAAGGUGCAUACCGCUGACAUGGAAUACACUUCGUUUAUCGCAUUACUGUUUCCUGUACUGGAAUGCCAUAAUGUGGAUAAGUUGGUUGAUCGCUAAUCGGCGAGAUCCUGGAUAUAUUCCUCAGAACUCUGAGACGUACUACCGGGCCAUAAGGCAAAUUCCAUACUAUGAUAAAUGGAAGAAAAGGAACGUAAUACUUUCUAGAUUAUGUCAUACUUGUCGCUGCUUGAGACCUUUGAGGGCUAAGCACUGUCGUAUCUGCAGACGCUGCGUCGCAUACUUCGAUCACCACUGUCCAUUCAUCUACAACUGCGUGGGAGUCCGGAACCGGAUGUGGUUUUUCCUAUUUGUCAUGAGCGUGGCCAUUAAUUGCACAAUAUCGAUUUAUUUCGCCUGUUACUGUCUACUGCUAGAAGGAUUUGGUCUACUGUACGCACUGGGAUUAUUGGAAGCAAUCACAUUUUGCGCUCUAGGAUGGAUCUUAACUUGUACUUCUAUUCUACACGCUUGCAUGAAUUUGACUACAAAUGAGAUGUUUAACUACAAGAGAUACCCUUAUUUAAGAGAUAAAAAGGGUCGAUACCAAAACCCGUUUUCGAGAGGGCCUAUAAUGAACUUGAUUGAGUUUUUCGUGUGUCUCCCAGACAAAUGUGAUGAGCAAGAUUUUUUGCACGAAGAGACUAUUUGAUGUGAAAUGCGCUCGCAGAGUGACACGAGCCUGUCCGCAUGAUGGACUUUGAUUGUUUCAAAGUUAAAUACCGUCAAUGACAGCAUCAAAAUUAUAUUGUUGCUAAGGCUCAAUUUAUAUUGCGGCGGAACGGAAUGGAAGCGAAUUUUUGUAACGAUAUUGUACAAAGCAUAAUGGAACUUUAUGAUCAAUUCUAUAAUGACUAGAUACGAGCCAAAGUCUUCCGCGGAAUUUGCGAGCAUCUCGAGCAGGCAUAU
Hyposmocoma kahamanoa is the source of this 2174-nucleotide messenger RNA. RefSeq names its product probable protein S-acyltransferase 23 (gene Patsas). Gene Ontology annotation, cellular component: Golgi membrane. Bases 238 to 1917 code for a protein of 559 amino acids. Lineage: Eukaryota; Metazoa; Arthropoda; Insecta; Lepidoptera; Cosmopterigidae. The transcript is spliced from 8 exons. Gene Ontology annotation, molecular function: protein binding; palmitoyltransferase activity. The record is from RefSeq and is a predicted model, not a curated record. Gene Ontology annotation, biological process: protein palmitoylation.